GAGCAGGUGACGUCACCACUGUCCACAACAACAAGAGGCAGAAAAACAAGGAAGUGGAUUAUUGUCAUUAACGUCGUGAUUCUGUUCGUUUUAGCGACUCUGUGACAAGACUCGCAGAGUCUCCAGAUAUACACUGAUAUCCUCUGAACUUCGAACCGGAUCGUAACAAUGAACAACAAAGGCUCAUAUCCACAGCAGAGUGUUUACCCUCAGCAGAGCACCGCCCCUGUAUACCCCCAUGCUAUGCAAAUCUCUCCUCAGGCGCCUCCUUACACGGACACGCCACCCGCAUACUCUGAGAUAUACCAGCCCAGAUAUGUGCUUCCCCCUCAGGUGACCGGCCAGGUGCCUCAGAUGACCUCCCCUUAUGUGGGUACUCAGGUCUACAUGCCCAUGCAGCCGCAGAUGCCCGUCGGGCCGAUGGCCCAGAACGUCCCCCUGGCUUACUAUCCCAUGGGAGCCGUGUACCCCGCUGGUUCCACAGUGAUGGUUGAGGGUGGCUUCGAUGCUGGCGCUCGCUUUACCGCUGGCAGCAGCGUUUCCAUCCCGCCCCCACCCCCGGGGCACGCCCCAAAUGCGGCCCAACUGGCGGCCAUGCAGGGCGCCAACGUGGUCAUGACGCAGCGCAAGAACAACUUCUUCUUGGGCGGCUCCAGCGGAGGUUACACCAUCUGGUAACAGCAGCUGCUCCCUCGCGCUUACACCCAAUCCAGCGCCCACCCCCUUCCCCAACAUCACGUCCCUCCCCAUCUCCUCCUUAGGCUGCUUAGCCACAAUACUGAAAUCACCUAAUGGAAUGUAAUGUUUUUGAGCCCUUGUGAAAGGUACAGUACUCCACUUGUAACCUAGCGAUCAAAUGACCAACGCAAGUAUUUUACUCGAAUCCAUCCCAUCAUAUUUCAUUGCGUCUUGCUUUGGUUUUAGUUUAGGUCAUUCCAGGUUCACGCGGAUGGUGGCCUGUGCUUUGACACUCGUUGUUAAGUAGGUUAGCCAGGUAGCUAAACUUGAUAGAUUUUGCAAGGUUUAGGCUCUCUACGGUAAUGCGAUGAAGUCCACUUAGAGGGAGAGUCAAGUCAACAUUUUUCUUGACAAUAAUAUGUUUGGUGUCCUCCACUAUUCUAAGCACUGUAUUCGGAUUCAUAUUGCGUUUGUGGAAUAUAAAUUGAGCGGAAAAUCUAUCCAUUUUUAUCCAUCUCAGGGAGUGGCCAUUUUGCUCUGGUAACGACCGUUAUGGCUCAUCUAUUUCUGGUUUUGGUCAUUUGGUGACAUUUGCAAGCUGAGCUCUUCGGCGCCGUGAUGUACAAGAUAAUAUGGCUGCCACCUGAGCUGGAUAAAGACGGGUGAAUUUUUAUUACACACAUCACUUGAAUCAGAAUACCAUCUGACUUGACUUCCCGUUUAAGAGAUCAACAUUUGGAAAACAGCAUCACAUAAAAGUCUUUGAUUAAGUCUGCACUAGAGAUUCUCAACUGGUCUCACGUGUUUUUUUCCCUUUGGCCGUUCUAUCAGAUAUCAAACCAAAUUGUUGUGUGAAAACGUAUCAAAGCGCAUUACGGGGAACUGAGGAGUCAAGUUAAACUGAUCAUCAACACCACACGAUAAGGCCACAAAUUAAAAGUGGAUAAAAUAUGAUAAAAUAUUCAAAUACACAAAGACGGCAGCACAAAUCUGAAGUCAAGAUGCUAAGCUGCCGUAUGUUUCUUAAGGUGUGCGACUGGCCAUUAAAUGCCUUUAAAAGUAUUUUUGACAACCAGUUGAAAGUGACUCGUCUGGAGACCAAAAUAUCACACUUAAUUCUGCAUCUAUCGAAAAGAAAUUAGGCAAUAGGCAAUUUAUGUCGUUUAUAAUAGUCAAGCUGCUUCAUAGUGAAAGUGACACACAAUUGCAAAGUUGAACGCAAGAAAAAAAAAUCCCCACUCGUCUUUUUUUUUCCUUUCAAAACCUUUUAGUGUAGUUAAACUUUUGGAUGUUGUAUUUACAUGUAAAUAUCAGUAUGACUAUCACAAGAAAUUCUCAAGAAAAAAACGUGCAUCGAGCUAGAUUGAAUUUGUUGUACUCGAUGUUUUAAAAAAAACAUUAAAAAGCAAGUCGCAUUUAAAGAACUGAAAGUCAAGAAAUGUAAAAAUGCACUUGCAGAAAAAGUGGUUUACUGUACCUUGUGGGGCAACGUAUAGAUUUAACAUAGUCAAGUGCCAAAGAGCACUGGGGGAUUGUCCCCGUUUAAAGAAACAAAACGUUCAAAAGAAAAUGGAACAAGAUUUUCUAAAUCCAAAUGAGUUGACUGGGACAGGCUGGUUGGUAUAACAUUUGUAGCUUGUUAAUUUUCUUUUUUUUUUGUUUUGUUUUGUUGUCGGAUACCUAGAGUUUAUACACUAAAUGUCUGAAGCGUGCAUAUCGGUCUAAGUAUGUCUGUUGUUUGAUUUGGUAUUCAUUUACUUUUGAGGAAAAGCCCCCAUUUUCAAUCUGGAACGUUUGAAUAGGUUCCUUGGUUUCCAUUCAUGAGGCUCAUUCAAUUUUUUGUUUAUUAAAACAAAACAAAAAAAAACAACAACAGUUCAAGUCAAUUUUACCAAAGAAAACAAUGACGUUUUAUAUUAUCCAAUAACCAGUUAUGGGCUUUUUCACAAUUGUUCAAACAAUGUUGUGAGUUUCAUCAUCUUUAAUUUGCACAUUACUGCUAAUUUAAUGAAACCCGAGAUGCACUGCUAAACUAAAAUGACAAAUUCCAGAAAGGGUGUUGGUGGUUAUUUUUUGUCAUCAUGGUUUUGUGUGAAUGUGUGUUCAGAAAACUGUGAAAUAUUGUACUAAGAGGCUUUACUGCUGUUUGCGUGAACACGUUUAGUUAACAAGAUACAAUCAGAAAACAACUACUAGCUUUAUGUUUGACUAUUUCAUGUCUAACUUUAAUAUUGUAAUGUAAAGUUAGCUUACAGGCUGUUGAAGGGUUGGGGAGGACAAUACAGUUGCAAGAAAAAGUAUGUGAACCAUUUGGAAUUACCUGGAUUUCUGCAUUAAUUGCUCAUAAAAUAGUGUUCUGAUCUUCGUCUCAAUCACAACAACAGACAAACACAAUCUGCUUGAACCAAUACCACACAAACAAUUUUAUGUUCUCGGUUUUUUUGUUUGUUUGUUUUUUAAACACCAUGUAAAUAUUCACAGGGCGGGGGUGGGAAAAAGUAUGUGAACCCUUAAGCUAAUAAGCUAAUACAGGUGAGCAAUCUGGAGUCGAAUCAAUGAGCCAGAUUGAAGUGGUUGGGUGAAGCUGCCCUGCCCUAUAAAACCCACACCACUUUGGAGUUUGCUAUUCUCAAGACCCCAUUGUCUGAUAUGAACCAUGCCUCGCACAAAAGAGCUCUCAGAAGACCUACGAUGAAGGAUUGUCGACAUGCAUAAAGCUCGGAAGGGUGAUAAAAUUAUCUCUAAAAGCCUUGUUGUCCAUCAGUCCACUGUGAGACAAAUUGUCUAUAAAUGGAAAAAGUUCAGCACCGUUGCUAUUAACUACAAGUAGCCGUCCUGUAACGAUGACUGCAAGAGCACAAUGCAGAAUACUCAGAAAGGUGAAGAAUCCUAGCGACUUACAAAAUUCUCUGGUACACUAGACAAAUCUACAAUACGCAAAACACAACAAGAAUGGAGUUCAUGGGAGGACACCACAGAGGAAGCCAUUGCUGUCCAACCCCCAAAAAAACAAAACAAAACAAUGCUGCACAUUUGAAGUUUGCAAAGGAUCACAUGGGUGUUCCACAGCAUUACUUGUAAAAUAUUCUGUGGACAGAUGAAACCAAAACAGAGUUAUUUGGAAGGAAUACACACCGCGAAGUGUGGAGAAAAAAAGGCACAGCACACCAACAUCAAAAUCUCAUCCCAACUGUGAAGUAAGGUGGAGGGGGGCAUCAUGGUUUGGGGCUGCUUUGCUCUCUCAGGGCCUGGACAGAUUGCUAUCAUCGAAGGAAAAAUGAAUUCCCAAGUUUACCAAGAUAUUUUGAAGAAGAAGUCCACCAAUUGAAGCUCAACAGAAGAUGGGUGAUGCGACAGGACAAUGACGCAAAGCAAAAAAAGAAGUAAAACAACAGCAUGGCUUCAACAGAAGAAAAUGCACCUUCUGGAGUGGCCCAGCCAGGGUCCUGACCUCAACCCCAUAGAGAUGCUGUGGCAUGACCUCAAGAGAGCGAUUCACACCAGACAUCCCAAGAACAUUGCUGAACUGAAACAGUUGUUUAAAAAUUCCUCCUGCCCAUUGUGCAGGUCUGAUCUGCAACUCCAGAAAACAUUUGGCUGAGGUUAUUGUUGCCAAAGUAGGGUCAACCAGUUAUUAAAUCCAAGGGUUCACUUACUUUUUCCACCACGCGUGGUGAAUGUUUACAUGGUGUGUUCAACAAAAUUACAUGAACAUAUUGUUUGUGUCGUAUUAGUUGUUGUGACUUAGAUGAUCAGAACACAUUUCAUAACCAAAUUAUACACGAAAUCCAGGUCAUUCCAAAGGGUUCGCAUACUUUUUCUUGCAACUGUAUAGCUCGACAAAUUUGAGGUGAAAUUAGGGGCAAUGGUAGGGAUUUGUUACAAAAUGGAGACACGUGACUGAGCUUAGCCAAUCACCAGGCUGUAUCCGUGGUUGCGAAAAAAAACGCUGCACGAUAAGAUGAUGAAACCCCCUCAGACGCUUUUAUUUUUCAUGUUGCCCUCUACACGAAUUUUUACAUCUCCACUCACUCAUCAGUAAAUUACAACAUGGUUGGGUGAGUCUAUUCAAAAUGAUUUCCAUGACAUCCGAGGUUAGAUAAUUGCUGGUUUACAGCACUCGUGUUUGUUUCCAGAGUUGAACCAAAAUGUUUUUUUUUUCUCUUUUCUCUGUAUGCUGUGACUUGUGCUUUUGUUUUUACUACACUAUUUGAACAAGAAUUUGCUGUUUGCAGAUAUUCUUCACUGGGUAUCCGACGAACCGUGUUCAGGUUUUGGAGGCUGUAGCCACAGGGAAUCAAAAAAAAAAAAAAAAAACAUCUCCUGGUUCUUGUCACGAUGAUGCGGUUGUGGAAAGGGUCAUUCAGGCAAAAGUUCUUGAAGAAAAGCAGGGCACAGCUUCCAAAACUUGAACGGCCCUGUUUAGUUUUUUUUGUUUGUUUUUUUGUGACGGUGGUGCCAGCAAUAUGAAGUACUUCCUGUACGAGUACAGCAGUCAUGCCAACCACAACCCGACAGACUUCCUCUCUGUUAAAGGAUCAUGGACAUUCCUGAUUCAGGGAUUCUCUUUCCGAUGUUUAAAAAAAAAAA
Molecule: messenger RNA, 5268 nt
Organism: Hippocampus comes (tiger tail seahorse)
Lineage: Eukaryota; Metazoa; Chordata; Actinopteri; Syngnathiformes; Syngnathidae
Gene: dazap2
Product: DAZ associated protein 2
Exons: 4
Coding region: 169-678 (169 amino acids)
Source: RefSeq, a predicted model, not a curated record